Messenger RNA from Haliotis rufescens (red abalone), 1189 nucleotides. Its product is annotated as cytosolic beta-glucosidase-like. NCBI's taxonomy places the organism in Eukaryota, Metazoa, Mollusca, Gastropoda, Lepetellida, Haliotidae. The record is from RefSeq and is a predicted model, not a curated record. The coding region runs from base 185 to 1102 and encodes 305 amino acids. Gene Ontology annotation, biological process: carbohydrate metabolic process. Gene Ontology annotation, molecular function: beta-glucosidase activity. The transcript has 4 exons.
GAUACGACACGAUACAAUAAGACAGGACAAGAUACCAUGCCAUAGGACGCGAAGCGAUGCGAUGCGAGUGCCUCGGUUGGGACAAGGAUACGCUGUUAAUACAGUUUGAGCCAUGAUGAACCUUGGUUGAUCACCAAAAAACCCGUACCACGUGUUUCACCAAAGCCGUAACUGUUUUUCUCCUAUGGCGGUGGGGAGACUCACUCACUCACUCACCCAAUGCUCACUCACUCACUCACUCCGUCUUGUAGGACAGGUCGGCAUAUCGGUGUCCGCGAUGUGGACGGAGCCGGCUGACCCCCGUGACCCCGCGGACGUUGAGGCGGCGACCAGGAACAUGGAGUUUGACCUCGGUCUGAUGGUGGACCCUAUCCUAGGCAUUGGGAACUACCCCUCCCCCGCCAGUCUCCUAGCCAUGGACCACGACGACCGACAACAAAUAAAAGGGACCGCAGACUUCCUCGGUGUAGGCGUGUACGUGACACCACGUGUACAGCACCUGGACGUCGUCACGGCUCACGUGGGGAUACAGGCGGAUAAACAUCUGACGCUGCAGUUGAGUCCAGGGAAUCGGUCAUCCUUGUACAACCCUAGCGGUGUACGGAAGUUACUACGUCACAUCCGGGACAGGUACAACAACCCGGAAGUACUGAUCACAGAGACGGGUAUAUCGAAACAGGAGACGGCCCGGGGAGGGCCAACUCGGUCACAACUGAUCGAUAUGUAUGCGGGCGAAGUAUUGAAAGCUAUUGAACUAGACGGAUUUCACGUGACAGGGUUCACAGUUCGGUCUCUAUUGAACAGUUUUGAACUUAACGGAUACCAAGACACUUGGGGAUUAUUUUCUGUCAACUUCACGGACCCACAACGCCACAGAGCAGCAAAACCUUCCGCGGACCAUUACCGGAUGUUGAUCGAGAACAAUGGCUUUUUCAAGCCGGAUGCCAUGCCACAUGUUACUUCUACGCAUGCGCCUGUCACACAUGCGCCACGUCAUCCGACUGUGUCGUGUAGCUCGGACCGGGCUGUCGAGCCAAUGACGAGCAUGUCCAGUGCAGCCAUAGUAUUUGUAGUAUUUGAAUUUAUUUCUUUUUAUCAGUGACAAGUUCAUAUUCACUCCUACGUCUUCAACCCAUAUAACACAUGGGCUUCGUACUGUCUUUGUGUUUGUUGUAAUCGUUAAUAUUCA